Rhagoletis zephyria (snowberry fruit fly) is the source of this 1377-nucleotide messenger RNA. It is a transcript of the gene Obp69a, whose product is annotated as Odorant-binding protein 69a. The record is from RefSeq and is a predicted model, not a curated record. Gene Ontology annotation, molecular function: odorant binding. Gene Ontology annotation, biological process: sensory perception of smell. NCBI's taxonomy places the organism in Eukaryota, Metazoa, Arthropoda, Insecta, Diptera, Tephritidae.
GAUAACAGUUGUAUGACUUUUUCAUAUAUAUAUAAGAAAACCUUUGCACUAUAAACACAUUUAUUUAUUGUCCACUAGUUGCGACGAAAUGAACACCAAACAGUUCGUAUUUUUAUUAAUAGUUUACCAGUGCUGUUUUUUGGCAAUAGUCAAACCUCUGGAGGUACCUAAACAUAUGAAGUCGGGCGCAAAGAAAUUGACAAAUACAUGCAUGAAGGAGACAGGGGCCACAGAAGAAAUGUUUACAGAAGCUAAAAGAACGGAGCAAUUGCCUGGUGACAAUCGAUUGAAGUGCUUCAUGCACUGCAUGCUGGAUAAAAUCGGCUUGAUCGAUAAUGAAAAUAUUAUUCAUUUGGACAACCUUCUGGAUAUAAUGCCCCCUGAGUUCUUUCCGAUGAUAGAACAGCUACAUACAACAUGUGGAACCAAAAGUAAGUGGUGCCGAUGGCUGUGAAACUGCGUUUCUAACCGUGGACUGUUAUAUUAAAACAAAUCCAGUGAUAUUAACACUGUUGUAACCGUUUCCGAUUAAUAUAGCAAGUAGUAUGAAAAUAUGUAUAAAGUUGCUUUCCGCCCACGUGAUGCUUUCAAAUUUAGCAGAAAAUUUAAUAAAUAAAUAAAUUUCAUCCAAAUAUUUCGUAUUGAAUAAAAGGUAGCUACAUUUUUGGCUACGCCUACGAAAACCUGCCUGGCGUGCUUUGUUGAUAUCGUUGAGUGUGUUGGGGGUCUACUGACUGUUAGUUCUGAGGUCUGCGCAGGUUUUAUGGUGACUCCAUCUAUUGCAUUAUCUGGCAUACGCAGCAGGUAUAGGUUUCUGGUCCGCGGUUUGACUCGAUUUCAGCCCUGAGCAUAAUGAUGCGGAGCAGAUUUUGCCCCAUUGACGAACAACAUUUAAGGGCCAGUUUUUUAGGACCAAUUUCCACUUGAGACAUUUGGUUGGCUAAUCUCGCCAGCUCGAGCGUUUAAACUAAGUUUAAACCACAGCCGCACACUGAAAAACUGGCCCUAAGAGAUUUCGCCGAUGUAAACAGGGUGAGAUCCCAUCGACAUUCAGCUUUGCUUAUUUAAGGCUGCAUAGAUCAGCUGGGCCCUUCACAAGGCUCUUAAUAAGCGAUUUUCAUUUCCGCUUAAUUUUGCAACUAUGCUACCCAUGAACGCUUCUUUCCUCUUUUCUAGCCUUGUAGGAAAACCAGUUGUUGGAUUAUCUAUUCCAAAUUUUGGUGAGACGGUAUGGGCGACGGAAAGCCCACACGGACAUAUCAUUUGAGUGAUCAGAAAGUAUUAAAAAAUGCUAGCAGAGAUGAUCUCAAGCGAACGAAUCGCAAUUCCAGAACGGCUGAUAUAAGCAGGAUUAUUAAAUAUAAAUCCAAACAUUAA